AUGAACUCUCCGCACCCCACAUGGAUGGAGGUUUUCCCAUUCCCUAAGAUGCGAGACAAUCUUAUCCGGCGUCAAUCUUCGUUCGAUCAUCAGAGCUUCUUUGUGGACAUUGUCGGUACAUCAUCUAAUGUAGAACCCGCACGCGUGGAUUCUAGCCUCGAGAUCAUAAUGCCCAUAUCGAGCCUGUGGAGGGAGCACAACAGCGCAACCAUCUUCUUCGACAACGGUCUCAUUCUCUGGGGUGAGCCUCAUUUGAUGGAGAGCUGGGAGGUGACACCGCAGCUUUACGCCAAGUGGAGAUGGGUAUUUCAGGACUGCAGUGAGAUCGUUGAAGCGUCAAACAUGUGGCGACUCCCUAGCCGAAGCACAAUGCUUUGCAAUACUCGUGAUUAUGCUGUUAUUUAA
This is a messenger RNA of Verticillium alfalfae VaMs.102, 405 nucleotides long. RefSeq lists its product as hypothetical. The transcript has 2 exons. Lineage: Eukaryota; Fungi; Ascomycota; Sordariomycetes; Glomerellales; Plectosphaerellaceae. The coding region runs from base 1 to 405 and encodes 134 amino acids. The record is from RefSeq and is a predicted model, not a curated record.